Molecule: messenger RNA, 2369 nt
Organism: Apis cerana (Asiatic honeybee)
Lineage: Eukaryota; Metazoa; Arthropoda; Insecta; Hymenoptera; Apidae
Product: tectonic-3
Biological process (GO): cilium assembly
Cellular component (GO): ciliary transition zone
Source: RefSeq, a predicted model, not a curated record
AUGUUUAUAAUAAAGUUUAUGUUAAUAUCAUUUUAUCUUAUAUUAAAUAAAUCAAUAUAUGCUAAGAAACUUGAAGAGAUAUUUACAUGUGUGAAUGAAACAGGAUGUGAUGAAUUAAUAGAGAAAGAUAUUUUGGAAGAAACUUUAACUACUACAAUUGAAAAUAUUUAUAAUAUAACUAAUACUACUAUUAAUUCUAUAUAUUCAACUCAAUCUACAAAAUUUCAAAUAGUUACUGGACAAAUGCCUCAGAAAAUUAAAUACAAUAAAAAAUCACGAAAUCAAAAUGUACAUAAAAUCUAUUCUGACAUAUGUGAAUGUGAUUUAAUGAUGUCGUCUUGUGAUAUUAAUUGUUGUUGUGACAAAGAUUGUAAUGAUUUUCAUUUAACUGUUUUUUCAUAUUGUGAAAAUUAUCAACCUGAAUUGUUUGAUAAACGUUAUUGUUAUAACAGAAAUUUUAUACAACGAAAUAAUACUCCAUUUAUACUUGAAAAAUUAGCGAAUAAUCUUUUUUGUAUUUUAUAUGAUAAUCUUCCACCUACAUACAGUAUUAGUAAUGAAUUGGAUAUAAAAACUGAAGAAGAUUUAAGAAAAACAAUAAAUUUAAAUAGAUUGACAUGGAAAUGGAAUGACCAAUUUUAUCAACUUGAAUAUAAUGCUUCUAAUUCUUAUCAAGAUGGUGAUGUUAUGUGGAUAGUACAUAACAGUUAUAUUCAACCCUUUGAAAUAUUACAAUCUGGAUUUACUGAACUAUGCUCCUUUAAGAAAACUUUAAAAUAUCUUCGUGAAUGGAAAGAACAAUGUUUGCAAACUGAAUUAAUUGAAACAAAUAAAUUUUUGUUUCCUGCAACAUUUAAUAAUUUUACAAUUAUAGUAUCUCCUCAUUUGUUAAAUGAAACUUAUAUUCAGAUACUGGAUCAGAUUUGUCCUAAAAAUGUAUGUUUAACUUUAAAUAGUUAUUAUUGUAAACAUUAUUGGAAAACAUGCAGUAAUAAUAUUAUACUAGGAUCUUGUUCUAAUGGCACAUGUUACAAUAUUGUAACAGGUGUAAAAUAUUUAAUUGUUCACAAUGGUUCUAUGGGAAUUAAUAAUAUUGAUGUAUAUUUUAAUAUAGGUAAUGUUUCUCAAAAUUUUUAUCAGCAAUUUAUAGUAACAUAUGAAUGGGCAGAAUUAGAUAAAGAAAAAAGUUUUUCUCUCAGUGGUAAUCCUGGCUAUAUUAUUGGAAAGCCAUUAAUUAUAGGUACUUUAAAAAUAAAUAAGACUAAUAAUAUAGAAACUAAAUAUAUCAAUUUUAAUAAAAGUGAUAGUUUUUUGACAUUACCUAUAGCUACAAAAACUGGUGAAUGUAAUGAAAUUAAUAGGUAUGCUCUUUCUUUUGGAGAAAAUAUUAAAUUGAAGUGCUCUGUAUCUGUACAUACUAAUAAUUUUAGUACAGCAUCUUGUAUAGAAUUACAAAAUCUUAUUAUGCAUUUUUUACUUAAAGAUACUUUAUUUAAUGUUACACAAAUAAAUCAAUAUAAUAUUUAUGUUGCCAAGUUAGGUAAUUUUUCUAGUAAUGAUACUACUAAUUGGACAAAAAUUUUAUUGGAUAGAAUGCCACAAAAUAUUAUAGUAGGAUGGUUUAUUAAUAAUCGUUUAUAUUGUUCAGGUUUAAUAACAUCUAUACAUUUAAAUAUUUUAUAUUCUGCUUUAACAAAACCCGAAACAUUAAAAAAUUAUAAGAUAAUAGGUAUUAGUAUUACAUUUUCAACAGGAUCUAAUAUAUCUUGGUCAAAAUGUACAUCUGAAAAGUGUAUAGAUAUAUUAAAAACAGAUGUUGUUAGUUAUGUUACAUUUCAUGAUAUGUCAAAACCAUCCAAAUAUUAUUUUGUAGGAGGACCAAACUUAGAUAUUACUUUACCAUAUGAUUUUUUUUAUCCUUUUUUAAAUAGUUCAACUUAUAUUAAAUCAAAUAUAUUUUUAAUUAGUAUAAUAUUGAGUAUAACUUUGCAUAAUUUUUUUAUUGAUUUCAACUAACAUAAUUAUAUAUAAUAGUUUAUUACAUGUAUUACACAGCACAUUAAAUUAUAUAUUUUGUUAAAAUAUUUAUUUAAUAAUAUAAACUAUAUAUAACAAAUGGAGUGAAAAUAAUUUUAUAUUUAUAAUUUGUUUUGUUCACGUGUGUUUAAAAAUAAAUAAAUAGAAAAUAUGCAAUAAUAAAUUUUAUUUUUUAUAUGAAAAAAUACUUUUAUAUUUUAAAAUUAUUAUUUUCAAAUUUAUAUAAUUUUAUUUAAUAUUAUAAAUUACAUGAAGUUUUAUCACUUAUUUAAAUUUAAUUUUUAUUUUUAUUUAUGUAUUAUUAAAAUUAUAACGUAAAAUAUUCAGUAAUA